AUGGCAUCAGAAGAUCAAGCGAUCCUGGAACAAAUCAGUCGCAUAGCUGGCCAGAUCAAUCAACAUAAGAAUUACCAGUCGACAGACUCCCACAAUCACACACAUUCCUCUUCAUCCACAAAUAGUUACCAUCCACAACCAAAUAAUCGGGGAAGACAUGGAGCUUAUGCAUUUCAUCCUUAUGGAAAUUGUCGAGGUGCUGGCUCUAGAGGCGCACACUCUACCAGAGGAUUUCGAGGUGGACGAGGGGGCGUGGGCGGCAUUGUGCGGCAUCGCACCCUUGUAUUAAAUGGCGGUAGUUCUGCCCCACCAUCGCAACCGGAUUCAUCAAAUGUAACUCCGUCUGCAGACGAAAACGAGCGGAUCUCCUCUGCUGAUUACAUCACUAAAACCGAUCGCCAUCUCCAGUUGAUCAAUAAAUCAUAUUUCGAAAAGGAUAGUCAAAUUCGAGUCAAAGCCAUUGAGGAAACUAGGAGACAAAAACUUAAGCAAAGGGAUGAGAGGGAGAAGUUGAAGCUCAGCAGACAUUUGCAGCGCUUAGGUGCCCGUUUCGACUCUUCCACUUUACAACCUAUCGGAACGAGCAAUUAUGAGGUUAAUGUUAGCGGAAUCCGAUUCAUGGUCACAAAGAAUGGUAGCAAACUUGUCAAGGCUUCUGAUGUCCUCACUUCCGCAAAUGCUACCCCCAAGACCGCUUUGAUUGGGGGCGUCAAAUUUUAUAGAAGUAAGAACGGAAACAUGUAUCGCGAAGGGAUAAUUAAAGCCACUAGGAAACACGCGGUCAUUAAGAUCAAUGAGCCGUGUACUUGCAACAAAGGUCCUAAGUGCCGAUAUAUCCACGACCCUUCAAAAGUUGGAGUAUGUAAAACUUUUCUUCUCAAAGGUGAAUGUCCUAAUGGGGAUUCUUGCGACCUCUCUCACGACCUUACACCCGAGAGAACACCGACAUGCUUGCAUUUUGCCAAGGGCAAUUGUGCGAACUCAGAUUGUCGUUAUACACAUGUUCGUGUUUCACCAACAGCGUUAGUUUGCCGUUCUUUCGGAAUAUAUGGAUAUUGCGACAAGGGAAGUACUUGCACGGAGCGACAUGUUCACGAAUGCCCGGAUUUCAGCAACACAGGUACUUGCACUACAAGAGGAUGCAAACUUCCCCACCGCAUUAAGGCUAGUGUUAUUCGUAGGAAUGCAGCUGCUGGCGAUUCCUCUCCAGGUGAUCAGUCUAGUGACAUUUCGAGCGAUGAGGAAGAAGAGAUAGACAGCGACGAUGUUGACUCGGAUGUCAUUGAUGAGGAAGUCUUCGGUAAUGAGGAUGGAGAAAAGGGAUCUGGAAUUCUCGCACAACAGGAUUAUAUGCACUUUUCCUGA
Sclerotinia borealis F-4128 is the source of this 1365-nucleotide messenger RNA. Lineage: Eukaryota; Fungi; Ascomycota; Leotiomycetes; Helotiales; Sclerotiniaceae. The record is from the annotation of a GenBank genome assembly.